AAAGAGAAGUCCCUCGCGCCUGGGCAGGUUGUCAUAGAAAUCUCGGUCAACAGAAAAGUCAAGGGACCUGGUGAAAGAGCAAGAAGCAUCACUCAUGUACUUCGUGUGAGCCAAGCUGACCCUUCUGUGCUGACACACAUGAUCCUGCGCACACUAAGGACAGCACUGGAGGAGGAGAGACGGGGACACAAACCCAAACAAGAGUCCAAAGAUGAACAGGCGGAGGCACUGCAGUAUGAGGGAGAGGAGGAGCAGGAAGGGGCUGUAUACGGCGUGUAUUUACGCAGUUCGAGCGCACAACAGGCUCCUGUGAAAGUCUUAACGCUGCGUGCUGGAACUCUUCCCAGACUUGUCCGCCAUCUUCUAGAAGCCCGGUUCCUGGGGGACACCUCCUACAUCCCAGUAUUCCUGGCCACCUAUCGGGCUUUCAGUAGCACCAGUGAGGUGGUGACGUUACUGCUGGAAAGGUUACAGAGCAAUAAUCACUCCCAGACCAGCGACCAAUCACAUGGAGGGAAGGAUGAUGACAUCAGCAGUCUCUUCUGUGCCUGGAUGUCUCAGCACCCCAAAGACUUCCUGUCUCUUCAGCCGGAGAAGAGGGAUCAGCUGUCUUUCUGCCUUUCCAGGCUGCGGAAGUCGAAUUUGGUAGCAAAACUACAGGAGCUCCGUGCCGGCGACAAGAACGGCGCAGAUCAGCCCCCAGCGGCAGGGGUCAAGGCAGAACACUCAAACGCCCUGGAUGUCCUGAUAUUUCAAGCCGGAUACGUGGCCGAGCAACUCACCUGCCUAGAAGCUGCUCUGUUCCUAAAAGUGGUCCCAUACGAGUGUCUGGGGUCAGUGUGGUCCCGACGAGACAAGGGCGGGGACCAUUUUGACCGAUGCCAUUCGGUAAGAGAGACCGUGCGUCACUUUAACCGACUGUCGGGCGCUGUGACCGCUUCUUGCGUCCAGGACCCCCAACUGAAGCCCCAGCAGAGGGCGCGGAUUAUCGAGAAGUGGUUGAAAGUGGCCGAGGAAUGUUGGAGCCUCAGGAAUUUUUCAUCGGUCUACGCCAUUCUGUCUGCGUUACAAAGCACGGCUGUCCACCGCUUGAAGAGAGUCUGGGCCGAGACAACCAAGGAGAUCCAGCGCAGUUACCAGGAGAUGAGUGAAGUUUUCUCGGAGCAAGACAACUAUGCCAGGAUGAGAGAGCUGCUCUUCCAGUCUCAGGACAGUUCUGAUGCAACCUCCAAAAGGCACCCGCCACGUUCCAAGGACCCCAGAGCCACGGUGAGUGGCGUCAUUCCAUAUCUCGGAGUCUUCCUCACCGACCUCGUCAUGCUAGAUUCUGCCAUCCGAGAUCAGCUGGAGAAUGGAUAUCUUAACUUUGAGAAGAGAAGAAAGGAGUUUGAGUCGCUUUCUCAGAUUCGGAUGCUACAAAACGUCUGUCUGGGCUAUCGGUUCACUUCCGAUCCACUGUUUGUCAAAUGGUUCCAGAAACUGCGCUCAAUGAGUGAGGAUGAGAGUUAUCGACUAUCAUGUGACAUUGAGCCAACGCAGGACAUGACACCGGGGCCCCCAAUGAAACCUACAGUGGUUAUCACACACUGCACUGAUCUUUUGGCUUCCAUUGUUGCUCCAUUUGGACCCAGCAUGCAUUUGGUGGCUUGGGAUGCUCCCUGUGAACGACUGACAACACCCAGCCUAACCGCACAGCAGAGGAGCCCCUCCGUCCCUACGCUGGACUCACAAUGCUCCCCCAAGCCGCCUCCUAAGGGGUUUCUAACACCGGCUGUUGCCGGACGCACACACAGACGCUCCGCCUCCUGCGGCAGCCCCUUCACCACCGUUCAACACAGCAGCUCUGCGGAGCAUAUCGCGGAGCCAGGCAAAAUCCCAGAUCCCGCCGAAGACCACCGCAUCAUCCGGGCACGACUGGAGCCUGCAGAGCAAAGCAGUGUUUACAAGAGUGUGCGGAUCAACAGCCAGGAAAAAGCUCCAGCAGUGAUCGACCGCAUCCUGAGAAAACAUCACAUGAACACACAGGGUUCACACGAGCUAGUCCAGAUAUUGCCAGGCAAUAAAGAACUGGUCUUUCCAGGGACAGCAAACGUCUUCUAUGCAAUGAGUUCGGCCAGUCUGGACUUCCUGGUCCGUCCACACCAAGCCGUCACAAUGCCUCCCGCCGAGACCAAACCUCAACAUCGGGUACAAAUGAAUGCCACCUAUCCCAAAAUCAAGGUCAAGGCCGGAGACCUGGCAAGGUCCCUCUUCUAACUGGCUGUUCCAGGCAUGGAGCUUCAAAAAAAGGACACUUUCUUUCAUGCUACAAUGGAUGCAUGUUUGUUGAAGGAAAGCAUAGAAUGCAAUGCAUUUACCAUGAAGCCUUCAGAAUCACUCCCAGCUCAGGACAAAGUGCUCUCAAUGCUUUACCCCAAGUGGCCUUCUAUUACCCUUCAAUGGGGACAAUGACUGGUGUUCAGACAUCAGCUUUACACGGCUGAUAUGAAAUGCUGUCACAGGCCUUCCAUCAGCAGGAACUGGUGCAAUUUAUCAUUUUAUGUGACGUCACUGCACCCUGCCCAGGAAGUGAUGUCGCAACCGCAAGUUAUAACAUGCUGCUCAAUUCUCUAUACACUAGCAUAAAAAAAAAACACUAUGUACUGUUAUUUUUAUGUAUUUCUGUCUGUUAAUUUUAUCUACCGUAUGUAAAAUUAA
Molecule: messenger RNA, 2697 nt
Organism: Nanorana parkeri
Lineage: Eukaryota; Metazoa; Chordata; Amphibia; Anura; Dicroglossidae
Gene: RGL2
Product: ral guanine nucleotide dissociation stimulator like 2
Exons: 18
Coding region: 139-2256 (705 amino acids)
Biological process (GO): positive regulation of GTPase activity; Ras protein signal transduction
Cellular component (GO): plasma membrane
Molecular function (GO): guanyl-nucleotide exchange factor activity
Source: RefSeq, a predicted model, not a curated record